Molecule: messenger RNA, 1380 nt
Organism: Cebus imitator (Panamanian white-faced capuchin)
Lineage: Eukaryota; Metazoa; Chordata; Mammalia; Primates; Cebidae
Product: olfactory receptor 481
Exons: 1
Coding region: 219-1157 (312 amino acids)
Biological process (GO): G protein-coupled receptor signaling pathway; sensory perception of smell
Cellular component (GO): membrane
Molecular function (GO): G protein-coupled receptor activity; odorant binding; olfactory receptor activity
Source: RefSeq, a predicted model, not a curated record
GGGUGAAAUAGCUGGAUCCCAAGAUAAUUGAAUCUUCAGUUUUAUUUAACGAAAUCUGAAAGGAAAAUUUGUGUGCACAAAAUAUUCUAUAAGGCAAAGUUACUAUAUUAAAAAUUGAAUGAUAAGAUCAUAUUUAGGCAUAUACAUUAACCGUGGAGUCAUUUCAACCAAUUUAAUGUCCUCUGGUCUUGUUUUAAUAGGCACUGUUAAAUGGAUAGAUGGAGACUGAAAACAAUUCAACAGUGACAGAGUUCAUUCUUUUGGGAUUAACAGACAAUCCUAUGCUAUGUGCUGUUUUCUUCGUGGUUUUUCUAGCAGUUUAUAUAGUUACCAUAGUGGGAAAUAUUAGCAUAAUCUUCUUAAUCCGAACCAGCCCACAGCUUCACACCCCUAUGUACCUUUUUCUCAGCCAUUUGGCCUUUGUGGACAUUGGGUGUUCCACAUCUGUUACACCAAUCAUGCUCAUCAGUUUCUUAAGAGAGAAAACGACUAUUCCUAUCACCGGCUGUAUAGCACAGCUUGGCUCUGAUGUCAUGUUUGGAACCACAGAGUGCUUCCUGCUGGCCACUAUGGCCUAUGAUCGCUAUGUGGCUAUCUGCUCUCCCCUACUUUACUCCAUCCAAAUGUCCUCAAUCGUCUGCUUCCUCCUACUGGGAGCCUCCUACUUGGGUGGAUGCAUGAACACUUUGUCUUUUACAGGCUGUUUGAUGAACCUGUCCUUCUGUGGUCCAAAUAAAAUCAACCACUUUUUCUGUGACCUCUUCCCACUCUUGAAGCUUUCUUGUGGCCAUGUUUACAUUGCUGAAAUAUCCCCUGCUAUCACCUCUGCAUCUGUCCUUAUCAGCACGCUAUUUACCAUAAUCGUGUCCUACAUCUACAUCCUCCACUCCAUCCUGAAGAUGCACUCUACUGAGGGAAGGAACAAGGCUUUCUCCACCUGCACUUCCCACCUCACUGCAGUCACUUUGUUCUAUGGGACCGUUUUGUUUGUUUAUGUAAUGCCCAAGUCAAGCUAUUCAGUGGUUCAGGUCAAAGUGGCAUCUGUGAUCUACACGGUGAUGAUUCCUAUGCUGAAUCCCCUUAUCUACAGUCUCAGGAAUAAGGAGGUGAAAGAGGCCAUGAGAAAACUGUUGGCAAAAACACACUGGUUUUCCUGAAUUAAAUCAGGUAUAAUCCAGAAAUAACAAAACCAAUGAUUUGGGAGACAUUUGUGCUUAAUAUUCUAUUUAUCAUUAACUGUAUCACUUAUAUAGUGAAGAACUCACAUGAAUGUAGAAAGCCAAUGCUUCCUUCCAUUUACAGAGUUAAAUGUCUAAUUUAUGUGGACAUUGCUGCGGUGAUUUUUUUUUUUUUUUUUUUGAGACUGAGUCUUGUUCUGUU